AUGUCGCUCAAAUCUAUCAUGGAGACCGUUCUAGUCAUCGGAGCCACUGGAAAUAUCGGCGUCUCAGCCGUCACCGCUGCCUUGUGCUCCAAGCGCAACGUUUUGGCCGUUGUCCGCAACCAAGCCUCAGCGGACAAACUCGUGAAGUACAUUGGGUCAUCGAAUGGAAUCACCUUCGUCGAAGCCAAUGUUCUCUCGGACUCAGGGAUAAAGGGUGUUGUUGAUAAAGUCCGAGAGGGCAAGCUGCCGGGUUUCCAGCAUGUGUUUUCCAGCGUUGGCGGCGAAUACACUACAACUCCCCUCCAGGAGAUCACCACCACCCAGCUACGCAGGAAUUUUAACGUCUCCUUUGAAGCCAAUUUCUUCGCCUAUCGGGAUACCAUCGGCUAUCUGCUGGAACAAAAUAAUCCUGCCAGCACAUGGACGAUUUGCACCGGGGCGCAGGGCGACUUGGCAAUUCGCCCGAUGCCGGCCAUGACGCAAGGUGCCUUGUUCUCCAUGACCACGGCCGCCGCCCGUGAGAACGUGUCCACGAACGUCCGUUUCAACGAAAUAUACCUUGCGUUUCGUGUCGAGGUGGAUGAACUCGCGGUCCAGCAUGGGGUGACGAAAUCAUCGGACUUUGGGAAUGUGUACGAGUUGAUCCUAGCCAAUCCCGAAGUGCGCAGUUCACGCAUCCGGGUCGACGAUCUUGACGAUCUCGAGAAGUUGAAGUACCAGAAGAAGUUCUAG
Molecule: messenger RNA, 732 nt
Organism: Penicillium samsonianum
Lineage: Eukaryota; Fungi; Ascomycota; Eurotiomycetes; Eurotiales; Aspergillaceae
Exons: 3
Coding region: 1-732 (243 amino acids)
Source: RefSeq, a predicted model, not a curated record